Messenger RNA from Cucurbitaria berberidis CBS 394.84, 948 nucleotides. RefSeq lists its product as uncharacterized. The transcript has 3 exons. The record is from RefSeq and is a predicted model, not a curated record. Bases 1 to 948 code for a protein of 315 amino acids. NCBI's taxonomy places the organism in Eukaryota, Fungi, Ascomycota, Dothideomycetes, Pleosporales, Cucurbitariaceae.
AUGUACUCGCAAGGUGACAAUCCGGGCGACUAUGUGGGCCAAAGAGACGGCCGCACCUACAGGCUACGUGUCGAGCAGCAGCCUGUUCGAGCCCGAAUGUGCGGUUUUGGCGACAAGGAUCGCCGGCCCAUCACUCCACCUCCUUGCAUUCGCCUGAUCGUGUGCGACUCCAAGACGGGGCAGGAGAUUGAUUUCAACGAUGUGGAUAGUACCUUCUUCGUCCUCAUGGUCGAUCUCUGGCACGAGGAUGCUACGCGCGCUGUCAAUCUGGUGCGACAUAGUAGUGCUGCUCCAACCGUCUCAAUAUCCAGCAGUACCGUGACAUCCUAUCCACCGCCGCCGGAGCGGCCCAUGUACAUGCCAACGCCCAUGAUGCCAGCGCCCCUCCAGUACAACCAAUUUGGCCAGCCGAUGCGACCGCCAGUCGACGCCUAUGGCCACCCUGGAAUGCCUACGAGUUACUACGGUGCAGUACCGGGAAGCGCAGGCUACCCAACCUAUGGAGGCUCGAGUGCCUACCAGAAUCCAGUGCAAAUGCCCGUUGCUAUUGCAGCUCCGCCAAUCAACCAGAACCACACGCGAAACCUUAUUGGAAUGAAUGCAGUGAACGCCUGUCGGCUUAACGAUCCAGAUGGCAAGACUGGCUUCUGGUUCGUUCUGCAGGACCUGUCGGUGAGAACGGAGGGGAACUUUAGACUGAAGCUGAGCAUGUGCGAUAUCGGUAUCGGCCAAGGCACCAAUGCUGUCGUUUCUACCGGCAAAAGCCCCGUUCUAGCCACCAGCUUCUCGGCGCCCUUCACAGUCUAUUCAGCCAAAAAGUUCCCUGGUGUCAUUGAGAGUACCCCACUCAGCAAGUGCUUUGCAGGACAGGGCAUCAAGAUACCAAUUCGUAAAGAUGGACCGAAGAAUUUGAGCAAUCAAGCCGAGUUCGAUGCUGACGAGGUAUAG